Molecule: messenger RNA, 708 nt
Organism: Lachancea fermentati
Lineage: Eukaryota; Fungi; Ascomycota; Saccharomycetes; Saccharomycetales; Saccharomycetaceae
Source: the annotation of a GenBank genome assembly
AUGGCAACAAUUGCACAAUUGCUGAGCAUAUACUAUGAAUCAGUUAUUGAAUGCGAAAGACUGUACUAUCGUCAUUUAGAAGCACAAAAGGGACAUGCAAAUAAUGAUUCCUCUGAGUCCCUCCUGGCCAAAGAAACCAUAAAUCUUCAAAGACAAGUAGCUCAAUUGACAGCAGAUCUCAAUAUCCAGAAGCGAGAAACGGAACGAAUCAAGGAAUUGCACAAGACACAAAGAGCACUGUUCGAAUCGAAAUUAGAAAACGCAAAGAAAACUAUUUCUAAGCUGAAACGAUCAGGAGCAGAAAUAGAAGACGACAAAGACGCGUGUGCUGAGAAUCAACAAGCUAAGUUCCACUUGCUUUCACCCAUUAAUCGACAAACAUCAUUUGGUAACGGUAACGACGCUGUGGCUGGUACGCCUUCGGGAAAGCAACAUAGAGGUCUCCGACACGCCAUCACCAAUGGUAAUCCUACGUUAUUUGAUGAAGAUACCACAGAUCUUGCAGAUAAAACGGAGGAAGCAGCUUUUAUAGAGUCCUUGAAAAGCAGAGAUAAACUUGCUGAGAUUGUUCUCCCCACAAGUCGAUUGUCCUCUAGUGGUGAUGAUAUCCAGAGCGAUAAAGCGGUAACCCAAAAGCCGCAGAAAAAGCGGCGGCUAAUUCGCAAGAGGAUAGAAAGAACGGAAAUGGAUAUGGAAUCGCAGGUGUAG